AUGAAGCAAAGAAUCUCCUCUUACACACAGCCUUAUUGUGUUGCUUUCCUUUGUUCUACGAAAAAUUCUUGGCAACCGGCCAUGACAGUCGAUACUACAACAGCGUCAUACUGGCUUAACUGGCGGGUUUUGCUCUGUUCCAUGUGGAUUCUAAUGUCGAUGGUAUGUGCAUCAAUUCUUAUAUCUAAAUACGAAGGUCCGCGCCAUGUGAAAGGAGGAACAGCUGAAAACGAACUAGACUCUGCUGGAGUCUUGUAUGAAGAUGACGUUUGGAAGCCGUGUCUACGAAGUAUACAUCCUGCGUGGUUACUUGCAUUUAGAGUCAUGGCUUUCACCGUGCUUCUGUUAAUGCUGAUCCUAAACGUUGUCGUUGAUGGAGGAGAGAUUUUUUUCUUCUAUACUCAGUGGACUUUUACAUUGAUUACCAUUUAUUUCGGGCUUGGAUCCUUACUGUCCAUAAACGGAUGUUACCGGUAUCAUAAAUUUGGUGGCGAUAAAUUUGAUGAAGAGCAUUUUGAUGCUGAGCAGGGCGCUCGCAGAUACUCUGCAAGUGCCCGUAAUUCUAAUGCAUCGAGUGCUACAAAAGGCAUGGACCUCAAUCAAGAACAUCCUGUUCGCCAAAUUGCUGGCUUCUGGGGUUAUGUCUUCCAAAUCAUUUUCCAGAUGAAUGCUGGAGCUGUGAUACUGACGGACACAGUAUUUUGGUUCAUAAUCGUACCGUUUCUUACCAUUAAGGAUUACAAUUUGAAUUUUUUGAUUAUAAACAUGCACUCGAUCAAUGCCAUUUUUCUGAUUGGUGACACUGCAUUGAACUGCUUGCGAUUUCCUUGGUUUCGUAUUGGGUACUUUUUUCUCUGGACGGCUGUUUAUGUCGUUGUACAAUGGGUCGUCCAUGCUUGCAUCGCGCUUUGGUGGGCUUAUCCAUUUCUUGAUUUGUCGUCGCCAUUUUCUCCAUUAUGGUAUUCAACCGUCGCUCUGAUGCACAUACCAUGCUACGGCAUAUUCAUACUGAUAAUGAAGAUGAAACACUAUUUGCUAUCAAAAUGGUUUCCCCAGUCUUAUAGAAGUAUUCAGUAA
Molecule: messenger RNA, 1077 nt
Organism: Fraxinus pennsylvanica
Lineage: Eukaryota; Viridiplantae; Streptophyta; Magnoliopsida; Lamiales; Oleaceae
Source: the annotation of a GenBank genome assembly